Carassius gibelio (silver crucian carp) is the source of this 5483-nucleotide messenger RNA. RefSeq names its product G-protein coupled receptor 22. Gene Ontology annotation, molecular function: G protein-coupled receptor activity; peptide binding. Gene Ontology annotation, biological process: G protein-coupled receptor signaling pathway. Bases 1103 to 2392 code for a protein of 429 amino acids. The transcript is spliced from 3 exons. The record is from RefSeq and is a predicted model, not a curated record. Lineage: Eukaryota; Metazoa; Chordata; Actinopteri; Cypriniformes; Cyprinidae. Gene Ontology annotation, cellular component: membrane.
UUGAAAGCGAGCAUAGGGAUGAGGAACACUACAUCCUACAACAUCUGACUUUCCUGCCCACCUUGACAGGCAAGGGAGAGCUCACAGAAAAGCAGAUAGAGGAAGACAGCCAGACUCAUCCCUUCAGAGAAGCAUGUCCUUUAUUACUCGUCCUGGCAUGGCUCUACUCAAACUGGGAAAUAUUUGGGCUACCAGGUCACUCACUCUUAUGGCAGCAACAAGAGCAGCUAACGUGUGAAGCUACUGAGGAUGGAGCUCCUGUUCCAGUGUCCCACACUGUGAAAAAGAGAGGGGAAAUAUAUACACCUGACUACCUCCUUCCCUCUGGAAACCUUUGACCUUGUCGUGAUUACUGUGUACUGCUGUCUACCUGCCUGGUCUCCUGGAGCUAUAUCGUGGGAGUGUGAUUUACUCAGGUGGAAACAAGCGGUUGUGGACUCUGCAGGGGUCAGAAAAACUUCUGUUUAAUAGCGAGGAGGGAAUGCCAGUCCUGACCUGUCACACUGAGGGAGAUACAUUUGUUCUUGUGGUUCGCAAAGUCUUGGAAUAAACAAUGAAAAGUGAGGACUUUUGGAAGGAUGGGACAUGGUGUCAUCCCUAAUCGUUUCUGUAAGGUCUGUUUGACCAACACAAAGGACAAAAGGCUGAAGACAAGCCUGAACACAACACAGCUUUCAUGUCAGGACCACGUGGAUAUUACAAUGCACAAACCCUUCACACACUCUGAAAAGGAAGAGCAGAGUGUUUCCAUCUCCCACUGAAAUCUGAGGACGCGAGGGAAAGCGGUAUGAGCUGUUUUGACGGUGUUUAAUCAACCGUACAGAGAGGUGUUUGAGGAAACCGGGGUGUCCUGACUUGUUCAGUCUUUGCCAUGCUGGGGCUGAGGAAAGCCUUAGCUGAUGCAUUCGUUAAAUAUUUGCUCUUUUAAAAAAAAGGCCCUGAACGGAGCAGGUACAUAACAGAAUGGCGUUGAAGGAGCAAAGGACACUGUUGAGAUAAAGAGGCGUUGGAGUAUGGUUGACAUCCUUCCAACAAAUCAACGCUUUGGUUGCAUUUGCUACACAAGCUCCUAACAAGGACAGUGAACACAAGCGAGGGGAGAAUGCAUACCCCUCCUGUGCUGGGAUACCAGGCCAUCAUGAGCAACGUCACUGUCCUCGAUAACGUUGAACCUCUUGACUUUGAAAUGGACUUGGACACUCCUUACCCUGUCAGCUUCCAGGUGUCUAUAACAGGUUUCCUCAUGUUGGAGAUCGUACUGGGUCUCAGUAGCAACCUGACUGUGCUGGCUCUCUAUUGUAUGAAGUCAAACCUGGUGAGCUCUGUCAGCAACAUCGUAACCAUGAACCUUCAUGUGCUGGACGUCCUGGUGUGUGUGGGCUGCAUCCCAUUCACAAUUGUGGUGGUGCUAUUGCCACUGGAAGGCAACAGUGCACUCAUCUGCUGCUUCCAUGAGGCUUGUGUGUCUUUUGCUAGCGUGGCUACUGCUGCCAAUGUCCUGGCCAUCACACUAGACCGCUAUGACAUCUCAGUUCGGCCUGCAAAUCGAGUUCUGACAAUGGGACGAGCGGUGGCCUUAUUAGGGUCCAUUUGGGCUUUAUCAUUCCUUAGCUUUCUGGUACCCUUCAUAGAAGAGGGUUUCUUUAGCCAGCCAGGUAAUGAAAGGAAUCAGACAGAAGGGGAGGAGACUUCAAACCAAUACUCCACUGAAUUAGGCCUCUACUAUCACCUGUUGGCACAGAUCCCAAUCUUCAUCUUCACUGCUGUGGUCAUGUUGGUUACUUACUACAAGAUUCUGCAGGCGCUCAACAUCCGCAUUGGCACACGUUUCCAUUCGGUGCCAAAGAAGAAACCGAAGAAGAAAAAGACCAUCUCCAUGACUUCCACCCAACCAGAGUCGACGGAUGCUUCACAGAGCAGUGCAGGCAGGAAUCCACCACUGGCCAUGCGUACCUCCGUAUCCGUGAUCAUAGCCCUCCGCAGGGCAGUCAAACGGCACAGGGAACGCCGUGAACGACAAAAGAGGGUUUUCCGAAUGUCGCUUCUUAUCAUCUCCACCUUCCUGCUUUGUUGGACACCUAUUACCGUGCUAAAUACAGUAAUCCUGAGUGCAGGGCCAAGCAACUUCACUGUGCGUCUCAGACUGGGCUUCCUGGUCAUGGCUUAUGGAACCACCAUUUUUCACCCGCUGCUCUAUGCCUUCACUCGGCAGAAAUUUCAGAAGGUCCUAAAGAGUAAAAUGAAGAAGCGUGUUGUGUCAGUUGUAGAGGCGGAGCCUAUCCCCAACAACGUGGUCAUCCACAACUCAUGGAUUGACCCAAAACGGAACAAAAAGGUGACUUUCGAGGAGACAGAGGUCAGGCAAAAAUGCCUCUCUUCAGAGGAUGUGUAAUGAGCUACUGUGCCAAUUUAAGGCAAAAAUACUGAUCAGGUACAGUAUCAUUAAAAAGGGAAACCACUAAUCCAAAGCAGCAAUGAAUUUAAGUGUAUUAAUUGUACAGUACCUCAAGAGAAAUAAUUUAUUAUUAUUUAUUGUAAUGUUGACUAUUGUAGAUGUCUUGGAUGAUAAAGUGUAAAUACUGCAUGUGCUUUAUUGAAGUGAUCCUAGAGACUGUACAUACAUACCCAAGUCAAGUAUAAACCACCAAUGUAAAAAAGUAGAAACUGAUGCUCAUGGGUUUAUUUAAUUGCAUUAAAUACUCCAAAAAAAGAGCUGAAGAUUUUUUUGCCAUCAAGAAGAACCCUACACAACUGUGAUAAUUACGUGCCAUAGUUUUUUUUUUUGACUCUGUAGAGAAAGUGGUUAUAUGUCUUUGUUCUCUUUGCGCUGCAACCACCUUAAUUUUUACAGGUGCAAAAUAUAAGAUAAACACUGUUAACAAUUCACGCUAUGAGUUUCAUUAAGUGGAUAUUACCUGCCCUCUACCCUGCAAUAAAAGGAAAAAGAUGGCUAUAUUACUCAGGUCAACAAGUAACAGGGUGCUCUUACAAAGCAAAGUCUGCUUCCUUUCAAAAUCAGUUGCAUGGCCAGUUGGCAUAAAAUCAUAUCUUUUUAUGGGGAUGAGGGAAGUGGUACACUGCAUAUCGUCCAAUAAAGCUGCUGGGGAAUGAAGUGGAUGUGGAGUGUCAAUGAAAAGGUGUUGAUUGUAAAUACUUGACCUUUUUAGACACACCAAGCUGAUGGUGUUUGAUUAUGGGUUGGACUUGAUUAGAGGGUGAUAACUGUAUCUUUUGGCAGGCUAGAAAAAAAUAAUCACCUCUUGCACUGCAGCAACAAAAGGUCACAUACUGUUCGGUAUAAGGGGCGAAGUCAUGCCACUGAAUGGGUUUAACUGAUCAAUUUCAGAAAUGGAUGCAAAUUGUGUUGGAUGAUGACUUGCAUAAAUAAAUAACUUGUCAGGUAUCCAAAGCGCAUCUCAGUUGGGUAGGCUUUAAACUUGAUUGAAAACCCAUCUGACAGUUCAUUACUGACUGUUGCAGUGUUUGGAAAUAAACAUGACUAAUGUUCAGCUCGUAUCAUCAAGUGACUGUUCAACAAUCAUACGUUCUUGAGUUUAUCUACAGAUAGAUAAAGGGUCAGAGCCACAGCAGCUGAUCCGUAUUUAGAGCUCACACACGGUGUUGAACAAGAGAAAGUGAGAGAAGAAGAGCAUGAUUGAUGCAUGUCUUUUAUGAAGUAUACUAGGUCUCUCAAAACAGUGAGUUACUGUAAUAAAACAUGCACAAUGUGAGAAAAUCUGUCCAUCUGUUAAUGCUGUACACGAGUCCCAGUUAUCCCAGUGCUAUGCUUUAAAAUCAAGGGCAAAAUGGUAACUUUUAGCUGUGAUGUACUCCCAGAUAACUCUUAAGAAGUCACAUGGCAAAUUCGAAUAGUCCUUAAAGCCAUCCUCGUAUGUAACGGAUCAUACAGAAGCCUGUGCAGCUGUUACCCUUUGAUGACUGACCGAAGGUUCGGGGCUGGCCGUGAAUGGAGGCUUUAUUAUUUUGCUGUAAACAAGCUGUAUAGAGAGGCAUAUAGGGAAAAAACUUCUGCCAGUAAAAAAACAAAUAAAAAGGCCUACCAAAAUUUGGCCGGCUCUGCUUACAAGCCUGAAAACACCCAGUCAAGUACUGCUUCAUUGUUAAUGCCAAUAAAAAGAGGUUACGAAUGCUGAACUGCCUGGUAUUGCUACUACUACAUGUACCUUGAUUUAGCUUUUUUGUUUGUUUUACACAACACCAACUACAACACCCCUAAAAAUAAAGGAUCAAAUCUUCUUUGAGCAGUACUCAAGAGUCAAAUGUUCUCUUUGCCUGUCCCCAUAUCCACAGCCAAACCACAAAGAGGAUAAAGCAUACCGCUGUUAACUGGAGCAUCCUUACCUUUCCACUGUCCGUUUUCAUUCACUCAGUCUAUUCCUCUUGCCUUGCAACAUCCACAUGUCACUCAUAUAUUCCCAAAGGAGUGAGUCAUUGAGUCCAAGUAGUUCAGGUGGUGUAGAAAACAAACAGAAUUAAAUCCCCUGCACUGAAUGUUAGGUACAGCUAUAUCUGUCCACUAUUCUGAAAGCCAUUUGCUUUGUAAAUAGACAAAUUUAGUCAAGGAACCAUGGGAGUUUUAGAUGAGUGAUCAGUAAUAGAAUACUGUACAUAUAAAAUAUUAUUUAAAUAUAUGAGGUAACAAGAUGGGAUAUGCAAGUACAUUUACUCGCAUAUAGAUUUAUAACGGUCUGCCAAACAGACAGACUUUUCUUCCUGUCAGUCCUCGGCUCUUGACAUUUAUCUGACUUCGAUUUACUCUCCCCAAUAACAGCCUGAUUCCUUCAGUUUGUCCAUGUUUUCUCACUCCAAUCGUCUCAUUACAGCAGACACACGUGUCCUCCACCAAUCAAAACACCUUCACCUCUUCCUCUGCAUUAGUCAAUCUUCUCCUUAAGCCAUUUAGAGUUCAACUAUUCAUCAGUGCAUCUGGCUGACCAUCCAAACCUUACAUCGCUGGGAAGGGAUUCAUAAAUCAUGUUAGCAAGAUGGUGAGCUGUCAUUAUUGUGUUACUAAGGAUCGCAAUAAUUCAAUCUAUUUCAGGCUUGUGUACGCAGUGAGAUAAACCAUGAAAAUAACAAAUGGCUUAUAAAGUUAAUGACAAAGAAGAUUUGAGUCUUUUGAUUUAAUGCCACAAUGGUAAGUUGGAUAGUAAAAAAAAAGGUAUAUGGGUCAAAGACGAAAAAGUGUUUAAGCAUUAAAAAAAAAAGUGUAAUACUGCUUUAAACUGUUGUAGUUUUCCCCCCAAAAAUGCAAAAAGUUUUCUGUUUUAUUUAAUUUCAAUUUUGUUUUUGUUUUUCUGAGCAAAAAAUAAAUAGCAUACAUUUUCCCCUGAUUUACAGAAGACACCCAGUAAAAUGUCAUUCAGUGUAACAAUCUUGUCAGGCAUAUUUACAACAAAAAUCUAUUUAUGACAUAUUAAAAGACUAAUUACUUUCACCCCAAAUACUAAUGAGUUGUAAUU